AUGGCCCGACGAACACAAUCACGCUUUAUUUUUGAGGUCGUGGAAAACUCGCGUAUUUUUCGACAUCAAUUUUUCGUGAACGGUUCAAGGAGAGCGGAAUGUAACACCUGUGAAAAUCAUGUGCCAGUCAGCGAACCGUACAAUCAUCACUGGCGAAACGAUAUUAAAAACCAGAAAAGCUACUAUAUUCAGAUGGGCUUACCGGAAAAACAGAUCCUUAAAACGAUCGAGGAUCAGGCCAUCGAAGAGUUUAUCUUAUGCGACGGAAGCAUAGCAGCCAGGACCAACGACUUUCUUUUGGAUGCAGGAAUGGAUGCAGUCCCUCAAUUGCUAAGAUUCCUAAGUUUUGGAACUGAGAAACUGGAGGCUACCGUAGGGUUCUAUGUGGAUGUGAAAAAGGAGCGCAUGUACUACGAAAGCAGUCCUAUAAAUAUUGAAAAUCAUUUGGAUAUUGGCGAAGCGGUGGAUAUGAUAUUCUCCAUGCUGCUGGAAAAGAUAAGCAACUAUGUGCUGCUCCAUCAUAGGGUUCCACUGGAGGCGUGUGUUAUCAGAAGGAUGAAGGUGACUGUGAAGAGAUUUUGCCACUCCCCGAAGGCCAAUUCCUUCUCUGUUUCCAAAAUUCCUCUACAAUAUCGAGUAAAAAAUGCUGCUGAAUGUUUUGAAAGCGCAAAUAAUAAAUCAUCCGUCGAAUUGGCCAAGCUUGCCGAAACUUAUCUUAAUCAAAAGGAUCAAGGACGACCUAUUCCCGCCACUCUCAAAGUAAAUCUCUACAUCUUUCGGGUUUGCAACACCUCUAAGGAACUGUAUGCUGUACCCUAUUUACUUCAUGGAGAAGAUGUGGAAAACACGCCCACCUUUAUCAUUCAAACGGAUGUCGUGGGUGGAUUUCAGGGCCUGCUUGAAAUCCAAAAUAUAAGAAAGUUUCUGCGGGAAGAUACCAAAGAUCGGGUAUUCGAAUGUCGCCAAUGCCAGUCCCACUUUGUGGACCGGGUGCAUUUGGCCCUCCAUAAACAGAUCUCCUGUGGGCGAAAUUUUAUGGUAUGGCACAUGGACAAGGACGCCAUUGAACUGCACGAGAACUGUUUGCCCCUGCCGAAGGAAUAUUUUAAGUACGAAUGGAUUGGGUUGGCCAGCAAGAGAAUUUAA
Molecule: messenger RNA, 1146 nt
Organism: Drosophila rhopaloa
Lineage: Eukaryota; Metazoa; Arthropoda; Insecta; Diptera; Drosophilidae
Product: protein terminus
Exons: 1
Coding region: 1-1146 (381 amino acids)
Source: RefSeq, a predicted model, not a curated record